GCGCCCCAUGGUGAUCGCCGCCGGGCCGCCCCUCUCCCUGCCCGCGGUCACUUCCGGCUUCGGCUACUUCCGCCUUCCGGUGUGGGGGCGCUCGCUGCUUCCGGCGGGGCGGGGAUGGCGGGCGCUGCGCGGCCCGGAGGCACGUGCCUGCUGCUGGGGGCGACGGGCGUCGGGAAGAGCCUGCUGGGGAAGCGGCUUCGCAAUAUCCGAGCGAGCUGGGGGGUCCCGGGGCGCGGGGCCGGGGUGGGGGUGUGCCGCACGCCGCUUCUGGCCCGUCCUUAACGCACCGGCACAGCUGUGCUCCCGGGACGGGGCCAAGGAGUUGGGCGAACCGCCGGCCACGAUGCCCACGGUGGGCACGAACCUGACGGACCUGACGCUGCACAAGAGGGUGACGCUGCGGGAGCUGGGCGGCUGCAUGGGCCCCAUCUGGCCCAGCUACUACGGGGAGUGCAGCGCCGUGCUGGUGAGCGCCCGCCCGGCCGCGCUGCGGGGUGGAACUGCUCCCCUCGGACCCCCCCAGCGCCUCUUCCGUCCCUCUCCGCAGUUCGUGAUCGAUGCCGCCAACCCGACCCAAGUCUCCUCAUCCUGUGUCCAGCUGCUGUCCCUCCUCUCUGCAGAGCAGCUCGCCGCCGUGCCCGUGCUGAUCCUCUUCAACAAGAUCGACCUGCCCUGCUACAUGUCACUGGUGGAGAUGAAGUCGCUGUUCCGCAUGCAGGACAUUGUGUCCUGUGCCACGCAGCCCAUCACCAUUCUGGAAACCAGUGCACGCGAUGGCACCGGCCUGGCUGAUGUCCUGCAGUGGCUUCAGGCCACCCUCAGGGACCCUAGCUGACCUG
This is a messenger RNA of Phasianus colchicus (ring-necked pheasant), 839 nucleotides long. The record is from RefSeq and is a predicted model, not a curated record. NCBI's taxonomy places the organism in Eukaryota, Metazoa, Chordata, Aves, Galliformes, Phasianidae.